GGGUUUGCAGCGUUGGAAGCCGUAGACCUGUGUCGUUGGCGGCCGGCGGCGAUGGAGACGGCGAGACCGGCGUGCUCUUCUCCCAGCGCCUGAGUCGGUGUCUCUCCGGGCAGCCAUGGGGCUGAGUUCCAGCUCCGAGGUUCCCAACGGGGGCUCCGAGGGUUAUCAUGUGCACGGGAUUCAGGAAAAUUCCCCCGCUCAGCGGGCUGGAUUGGAGCCGUUCUUUGAUUUCAUACUUACCAUAGGACACACGAGACUGAAUAAAGAAGGCAACACCCUGAAAGAUCUACUAAAAGCCAACGUUGAGAAAGCUGUGAAACUGGAAGUCUACAACAUAAAAACGAUGAAAGUACGGGAAGUGGAGGUCAUCCCCAGCAAUAUGUGGGGAGGGCAGGGACUGCUAGGGGCCAGUGUGCGAUUCUGCAGUUUCCAAGGUGCCAAUGAACACGUCUGGCAUGUGCUGGAUGUGGAGCCAGCUUCUCCGGCAGCAUUAGCUGGCCUGAAGCCCCAUUCUGACUACAUAAUUGGAUCGGAUCAGAUACUCCACGAGUCUGAAGAUUUCUUCUCCCUGAUCGAUUCUCAUGAGGGAAAGCCUCUGAAGCUGGUGGUCUAUAACACAGAAAUGGAUUCCUGCCGAGAAGUUUUUGUAACCCCCAAUGGAGCCUGGGGUGGAGAAGGAAGCUUAGGAUGUGGCAUUGGAUACGGCUACCUACACCGAAUUCCCACGCAGGCGGCUGCCCUAAAGAGAGCACCUGAAACCUCUUCUCCUUUGCCCUCUGGAGACGCGCCUCCCGAACCCCCAGCUAAUGGCUACAUGGAGGCUUCCUUGAUGUCCCCUAGCCUAAACACCGAAGAAACCGAGAAUUUGGGCUACAUCUCGGGUCAAAGUGUGACCCCCUAUUCAUUAGAAAACUCCCUGCCCCUUCCUGCUCCUCCUCCUCCUCCGGUUCAGAGAGUCAUGGAUCCAGGUUUUGUAGAUAUGUCUGGAGCUGCUUUUCCCGAGUUGAUUGAUUUAGUAAGAACAGCCCACGUGACUUCUUCUCCUUCUUUCACCUAUAGUGAAAUUAAUUCAUCUUUUGAAGACUCGGUAUUUUUUCAUGCAGACGAGAGCUCUCCCAAAUUACUUGAGGGAAAGCCUUCUGGGUCUCCUCUGUCACCCCUUCCUAUGGACCUGUCUCCAAACUCACCCUCUGGACCGGAUGCUGAGGCUCAAGAAACUCUCCGGCCCCACAGCAGGGCCGAGACACCCCCCCUACCACCCAAAACAGACAGCCAUGACAAAGGUGCCCAGGAAUCCAUGGAUGAAACCAAAGAGGCCUAAACCUUUCAGAGGACAUCAUUUCACCUUUGGGCUUUGAAGAUUUUGGCACCAGAAAGCCCUGGUUUUACGUGCUGCAGAAACAUUUUGAUUGGUUUCUGAACCGCAGUAGAAUUCAGCUUCCUUCAGUCACAACUAUUGUACCCCCGACAGCAGCAGUCGGUUGACUCUGGGGUCUGUAUACCUCUUGUUCUGCUUAGUGGUAAUAACACUAAUGAUUGGAGUUAAGGAACAGAUUUUUUU
This is a messenger RNA of Protobothrops mucrosquamatus (brown spotted pit viper), 1561 nucleotides long. It is a transcript of the gene GORASP1, whose product is annotated as golgi reassembly stacking protein 1. Gene Ontology annotation, molecular function: protein binding. Gene Ontology annotation, biological process: Golgi organization. Gene Ontology annotation, cellular component: Golgi apparatus. Lineage: Eukaryota; Metazoa; Chordata; Lepidosauria; Squamata; Viperidae. The transcript has 9 exons. The coding region runs from base 116 to 1321 and encodes 401 amino acids. The record is from RefSeq and is a predicted model, not a curated record.